Molecule: messenger RNA, 1645 nt
Organism: Clunio marinus
Lineage: Eukaryota; Metazoa; Arthropoda; Insecta; Diptera; Chironomidae
Source: the annotation of a GenBank genome assembly
ACUUGCAGAAAAAAUAUUUUUCUGUAAAUAAACUUCCUUUCAACCGCAAUUAAAAAAUAGUUAAAAUGGUUAUCCGUACAUAUGAUCAGGAGCUUGAAUAUAUCGAAAGACUUACAGAUUACAGUUUCAGAAUCAAAAAAGGCUUCCAGCCAAACAUGAAGGUUGAAGGAGUUUUCUAUGUGAACAAACAUUUGGAACCUUUGAUGUUUGAAGAGUUGAGGAAUUCUUGUCGAUCUGAUGGCAUUGGAGGCUUCCUACCAGGCAUGAAACAAAUUGCAAACGUGGCUGCACUAGAUGGAAUCGUUGGAAAGUCAGUUGGUCUUCCUGAUAUUCAUUCUGGAUAUGGCUUUGCUAUUGGUAACAUGGCAGCUUUUGAUAUGAACAACCCUUUAUCGAUUGUUUCUCCUGGCGGUGUUGGUUUUGAUAUAAAUUGCGGCGUUCGUUUGUUACGAACAAAUCUCAUGGAAAAAGAUGUCAAACCAGUGCAAGAACAAUUGGCUCAAAGUCUUUUCGAUCACAUUCCUGUUGGAGUUGGCAGUAAGGGUAUCAUCCCAAUGAAUGCUAGAGAUCUCGAAGAAGCUCUUGAAAUGGGCAUGGACUGGUCACUUCGUGAAGGAUAUGUGUGGGCGGAAGACAAGGAACAUUGUGAAGAAUAUGGACGAAUGUUGAACGCUGAUCCAUCGAAAGUCAGUUUGAGAGCGAAGAAACGAGGAUUACCACAACUUGGCACUCUUGGUGCAGGAAAUCAUUACGCGGAGAUUCAAGUUGUUGACGAGAUUUACGACAAAUGGGCUGCAAGUAAAAUGGGAAUUGAAGAAACUGGCCAAGUUUGCAUUAUGAUUCAUUCAGGAAGUCGUGGCUUUGGUCAUCAAGUUGCAACCGAUGCUCUCGUUGAGAUGGAGAAAGCAAUGAAACGUGAUAAGAUUGAAACGAACGAUCGACAACUUGCAUGUGCGAGAAUUCAAUCGCCAGAAGGCCAAAACUAUCUGAAAGCAAUGGCAGCGGCUGCAAACUUUGCUUGGGUGAAUCGAAGCUCGAUGACAUUUUUAACACGACAAGCUUUCGCUAAACAAUUCAAUACAACACCAGACGAUCUCGACAUGCAUGUAAUUUAUGAUGUCAGCCACAAUAUUGCGAAAAUCGAGAAUCACGUCAUUGACGGAAAGGAAAUGAAGCUUCUUGUUCAUAGAAAAGGAAGCACGCGCGCUUUUCCACCACAUCAUCCGCUAAUUCCUGUCGAUUACCAACUGACAGGUCAACCAGUUCUAGUUGGUGGAACUAUGGGCACUUGCAGUUACAUUUUAACCGGCACAGAAAAAGCUUUAAGUGAAACAUUUGGUUCAACAUGCCACGGAGCUGGUCGAGCUUUGUCACGAGCGAAAUCACGACGAAAUAUCGACUACAUGGACAUUUUGGAACAGAUGAAAACAAAAGACAUUGCGAUUCGUGUUGCAUCGCCAAAAUUAGUCAUGGAAGAAGCUCCAGAAUCAUACAAAAAUGUCACCGACGUUGUUGACACUUGCCAUAAAGCUGGAAUUAGUAAAAAUUGCGUAAAACUUCGCCCAAUUGCUGUCAUUAAAGGAUAAAAAUUUUGUUGUACUUUAUUGAGAAGAAAUAAAAACUUAAAUUUUCUUUAUUUUAUUAA